Messenger RNA from Ruditapes philippinarum (Manila clam), 778 nucleotides. RefSeq lists its product as uncharacterized. The transcript has 4 exons. Bases 1 to 612 code for a protein of 203 amino acids. The record is from RefSeq and is a predicted model, not a curated record. NCBI's taxonomy places the organism in Eukaryota, Metazoa, Mollusca, Bivalvia, Venerida, Veneridae.
AUGGUCAAGAAUGGUAUUAUUCUCAAGGGUAUGGGAAUAGCAAUAUUGCUUACAUUACUGUUCGAGAGACAAUCGGUAACUAUACAAAUUGCAAGUAAAGCAAUACGAAAAUACACAGUAAAUACAUGUCAGUUUGAUCAUAUCGUUGGUGGUUCUCAGAAAACAUACAUCAGUUUUGAUGUCCUGUUUCCUCCAAGUAGUAUUAACUUCGCCAUACCAGGAAAGAAAUCAGAAACAGAACAGUUCGUUGUCAAGAAAAAUGAAGACGUGACCUUAGAGUGCAUUGCCGAGUCUAAUCCUUAUCCAGAAAUAGUAAUCAGAAAUGAAAUGAACGAAAACAUUGCUUGGAAGAUAAACAAUAUUUCUGUUCAACAUACUAUUGAUAACGUAUCUUGCUCUGAUGCGGGAGAGUAUUCGUGUUCUGCUCGAAACAUAUUAAUACUUGGACAAGGAGUUAAAUCAAGACUUAUUCUCAUUGUCAAAUGUCCACCUAGGCCAUCAGCUGACAACUUAAAAGAAAGAAAGUUAACUGCUGUUCUUCAUUCUGAUGUCACGCUGCAAUUCUUAGCACAAAGAUAUUUAGACGAGGAAAAUAACACUAAAUUCACAUGAUACAACCAGAACUUGUCGUUACAGAAUGACGUUAGGAAAUACAUUAUUUCUUCGCUUGGAUUACAAUCCACCUUAAUAGUUAGAAACGUGACGCAGUCAGACUAUGGGCAAUACCAUGUUGAGGUCAGGAAUUCAGCUGGUUUUUACAUUCACUACUAUGAAUUAA